Molecule: messenger RNA, 372 nt
Organism: Mitosporidium daphniae
Lineage: Eukaryota; Fungi; Microsporidia
Exons: 1
Coding region: 1-372 (123 amino acids)
Molecular function (GO): nucleic acid binding
Source: RefSeq, a predicted model, not a curated record
AUGAAUGGUUUUGUCUCCGAUGUGCCUUUACCAACUAUGCAAGCCGUCCCUCUUGCCUUCACUGUACGCUUUUCCGAAAUCGUUUGGCUAGCAACUUUAUCAUUAGAAUCUGAGGGACCCCCUCAUAUCGACACGCAAGCUAUCGUGAACACUGGCGAGUUUGAUCAAAUCUUUUCAAAAAGGAGUCCAACUGGAUUUCUCCUGCUCAGAGGUCUUGAUCCAUUUACGGAAGAAAACUCGAUUUAUUCUGCAUGUAAAUUUGUAAAUGUCGCUCCAAAGCGUGUUUUCCUUGCGCGCGACAAGAUGACACGCGUAUCGAUGGGAUUUGCCUUUGUGGAGUAUCCCAAUCUGGAUGUAUGCUUGCCACUUUAA